Molecule: messenger RNA, 841 nt
Organism: Thalassophryne amazonica
Lineage: Eukaryota; Metazoa; Chordata; Actinopteri; Batrachoidiformes; Batrachoididae
Gene: cxcl12b
Product: chemokine (C-X-C motif) ligand 12b (stromal cell-derived factor 1)
Exons: 4
Coding region: 82-390 (102 amino acids)
Biological process (GO): defense response; positive regulation of cell migration; axon guidance
Cellular component (GO): extracellular region
Molecular function (GO): chemoattractant activity; chemokine activity
Source: RefSeq, a predicted model, not a curated record
UCUCUCUGUCUGAAGUCUUAACAGCAUCAGAGUGAAGCUGGCAGCCUCAGUUGCUCCUCAGCCCUCCUGCAGACUCUCACCAUGGAUGUCAGGCUGCUGGUGCUCCUGCUCCUGCUGGCCGCGGCCACAUAUGGACCCACCUGCUAUGCAAAGCCGAUCAGCCUGGUGGAGCGCUGCUGGUGUCGUUCCACCCUGAACACGGUUCCUCAGCGAUCCAUCAAAGAGCUCAAGUUCCUCCACACGCCCAACUGCCCCUUCCAAGUCAUUGCCAAGCUGAAGAACAACAGGGAGGUUUGCAUCAACCCAGAGACUAAAUGGCUGCAGCAGUACUUAAAGAAUGCCAUCAACAAGGUGAAGAAAUCCAGAAGACGCAAUAACAAGAAAAAUUAAUAGAGAAGGAUGUAUGUGAGCAGCCAUGGCACCCCCAGGAUGAACCUGUAUACCUCCCUUACACUGCUAUGGAUGUGUGCAGACACGCUUUCUGUCCACGUGAGUGGACCACUUGCAGAAACAGCACUUCACCGCCAUACUACGCCAUCCACAGGAUCAUCACUGGUCCUGCUGGAGAAUCCUUCACCGGCAUUUGCCCUCCACUUCUCCAAGUGCAAUUCUACCAAACAUUAAAAUGACGGGAUACCUGUGGACAACCACACACAGUAUGUGUGUGACAGUAAGCAUUUGAAUGUGCUAUCCAAGAACUAACUCAGAGUUUAUGUGUGUAUAUAGUAUUUUCUUUCAACACAAAGCUGCAAUAGAACAAUUUGAAUUCUUGAAAAUACAAGGCUUUGUGUGAAUGUAAUUCCACCUUCAUGUUGCAUCAAAUAAAUACAAUAGAUGCAAA